Molecule: messenger RNA, 3153 nt
Organism: Candida dubliniensis CD36
Lineage: Eukaryota; Fungi; Ascomycota; Pichiomycetes; Serinales; Debaryomycetaceae
Product: DEAH-box RNA helicase
Exons: 1
Coding region: 1-3153 (1050 amino acids)
Biological process (GO): mRNA splicing, via spliceosome
Cellular component (GO): intracellular anatomical structure; spliceosomal complex
Molecular function (GO): ATP binding; RNA binding
Source: RefSeq, a predicted model, not a curated record
AUGAAUAUAUUGGAUGAUUUAGAUGAUGAACUUGAUCAAUUAGAAACAAAUAUUAAACCAAAGGUUAAACUACUAAAUCAAAAGAAAGAAAAUAAACUUAUCGAUGAUGAUCUUGAUAAUGAUCUUGAUGAUGAGGAUGAUUUGAAUCUACCGAAAAUAAAACCAUCAACUAAAUUCAAAAAGAUGAAAAAAGAACAUGCCCUUCGAAUUAAGAAUGAAACCCCGUCAUCACCAUUGUUAUCACAAGGUGUCUCUUCUCGUAUAUCAUCUACACCGGCAACACCAUCAGUUUCUGAACCAUCAAUAUACAAACAAAAUAAUGAAAUAAUAAAUGACAUAAAUGACAUAAAUGACAUAAAUUUAGACAAUUUUUCAAAUAUUGAAGCAGAUAGAGAAUGGUAUAAUAUAGAUGAAGAAAGUGCUCUUAUUAGAGAUGAAGAAAUUAUUGAAGAUCCACCACCACAAAACCAUCGUAAGAGAUUUCGCAAUACCAAACAUCCUAAAAGACCCGCAACAACAACAACAACAUCAUCAUCAUCAUCAUCAUUGUCAUCGUCAUUCAAUGAAACUGGAGCAACAUUUAAUGAAUUUGGUGAAUAUAUCGAUUAUGAUCAUCAACAAUCUUUAAAUGAAUUAAAUCGAAUACCUAUAAUUAGUCAUAUUUUCAUUCCACCAUUUCUUGAAAAUCUGAAACAAUAUUUACAAUUACAAAUUUCUGGUUCAAGUAUAAGAGGAAUUGGACCUACAGUGAAUCCAAUUAAAGAUCCAACAUCUGAAUUAGCAUCAAUGGCCAAACAAGGGUCAUUUAUUGUACAAAAUCGAAGAUCAAAACGUGAAAGAGCAUUACAAGCCAAAGAAGCAGCAGGAAUAGACAAUAGUAAUAUUGGAUCUAUUAUUGAUACCCAUAAUACCAAAAAAGAAGAAGAACAACCAAAGGGAAAAAAUUUGAACAAUAAUGAAACAACAACAACAUACCAAGAUAUACAACAACAAAGAAAAUUGUUACCGGCUUUUGCUGUUAGAAAUGAUUUAUUAACCACCAUAAGAGAUAAUCAAGUGACUAUUGUUAUUGGAGAAACUGGAUCUGGGAAAACAACUCAAUUGACACAAUUUUUAUAUGAAGAUGGAUUUGGAAGUAAUAUUGAUAAGAAUGGUGAAAAAAAAAUCAUUGCUUGUACUCAACCUAGAAGAGUAGCAGCUAUGUCAGUUGCUAAAAGAGUCAGUGAAGAAAUGAAUUGUAAAUUAGGUGAAGAAGUUGGAUAUUCAAUUAGAUUUGAAGAUAAAACUAAUAAUAAAAAAACUAUUAUUAAAUAUAUGACUGAAGGGAUUUUAUUACGAGAAAUUUUGGUUGAUCCUUUAUUAAUUAAUUAUAGUUGUAUUAUAAUGGAUGAAGCUCAUGAAAGAUCAUUAAAUACUGAUAUUCUUUUAGGAUUAUUUAAAAAUUUAUUAAGUAAAAGAAAAGAUUUGAAAUUAAUUAUUACUAGUGCUACAAUGAAUGCCAAUAGAUUUACUAAAUUUUUCGGUGCUGCUCCACAAUUUCAUAUCCCAGGGAGAACUUUCCCAGUUGAAAUAUUUUUCAAUAGAGAUGUUAAUAUGGAUUAUGUUGAAAUGGCGGUUAAACAAAUUUUAACAAUUCAUUUAGGUAGAUGGAAUAUAAAUGCAACCAAUGGUAAUGGUAAUGAUGGUGAUAUUCUUGUGUUUAUGACGGGUCAAGAAGAUAUUGAAAUUACUUGUGAUUUAAUCAAAGAAAAAUUGGAUUUACUAGAAGACCCUCCACCAUUAGAUAUUUAUCCAAUUUAUUCUACUAUGCCUCAAGAUUUACAAAAAAAAAUAUUUAAUAAAAUGAAUUUACAAAGAAGAAAAGUAGUAGUGGCAACGAAUAUAGCAGAAACUUCAUUAACAGUUGAUGGAAUUAAAUAUGUUAUUGAUUGUGGACUUGUUAAAGUUAAAGUUUAUAAUCCCAAAUUAGGUAUGGAUACAUUACAAAUGGUUCCAAUUUCAUUAGCUAAUGCUGAUCAACGUAGUGGUAGAGCUGGUAGAACUGGUGCUGGUAUUGCUUAUCGAUUAUAUACUGAAAAAGCUACUGAUCCCAAUAAUAUGUAUAUUCAACCAAUACCAGAAAUUCAACGAAGCAAUUUAAGUAAUAUUAUGUUACUUUUAAAAUCUUUGAAAAUUAAUGAUAUUAAUAGUUUCCCAUUUUUAGAUCCUCCACCAAAAGAUCUUUUAAAUUGUUCAUUACAUGAUUUAUGGGCUAUUGGAGCAUUAGAUAAUCUUGGACAAUUAACAAAAUUAGGUCAAUCAAUGAUUCAAUUCCCUAUUGAACCAACAUUAGCAAAAUUGAUUUUAUUAUCUACUCAAUCUGAAUUUCAUUGUUCUGAAGAAAUAAUCACUAUUGUUGCCAUGUUAUCAGUCCCCAAUAUAUAUAAUCGACCUAAAGAAAGAUCUAAUGAAGCUGAUAUGGCAAGAGAAAAAUUCAUUAUAUCGGAAUCGGAUCAUUUAACUUUAUUAAAUAUUUUCAAUCAAUGGGAAAUUAAUUUAAAUAAAUUUAAAGGUGAUUAUAAUAAAAUUAAUAAUUGGUGUAAUAAAAAUUUUUUACAAUUAAAAUCAUUAUAUCGAGUUAAAGAUAUUAAAUAUCAAUUAAAAUUAAUUAUGCAAAAAAAUAAAUUGACAAUUUUAAAAUCUAAAAAUGAUAAUGAUAUCCGUAAAUGUCUUUGUGCAUCAUUUUAUCAACAACUGGCAAAAUUAAUUAAAAUGAAUUUAAAUGGACAACCUGAAUUUAUUAAUUUACGUCAUUCUUAUAUGAAAAUGUUUUUACAUCCAACUAGUUGUUUAUUGGAUAGUAAUUUGAGUACUAAUUAUGUUAUAUAUCAUGAAUUAAUAUUGACGAAAAAAGAGUAUAUGAAUUAUGUAACAACAGUUGAUCCAAUUUGGUUAUUAGAAUAUGGUUAUAAAUUUUUCGGUAUUGCUGAUUCUUAUCAAAGUAAUAAGAUUGGUGCAGAUUUAAUUUCAUAUAAACAAGAAUUUGAAAAUCAAUUAUUAAAAGAUAAAAAGAUUUAUGAAGAUAUUGUUAAACAACAAUCUAAAAGGAGAUCUAAUGAAAUAUCGUCUACUAAUAAAGUUAGUUCCUUAUUUAAAAAAAGAAGAGGGAUUUAA